Molecule: messenger RNA, 4069 nt
Organism: Neofelis nebulosa (Clouded leopard)
Lineage: Eukaryota; Metazoa; Chordata; Mammalia; Carnivora; Felidae
Gene: INIP
Product: INTS3 and NABP interacting protein
Exons: 4
Coding region: 355-750 (131 amino acids)
Biological process (GO): DNA repair
Cellular component (GO): SOSS complex; nucleus; nucleoplasm
Source: RefSeq, a predicted model, not a curated record
ACCUAGAAGCUAAUUAUUGGUAAUAAUCAACUCAUGUUGACUUAAUGUGAUAUGCUUUUAUUCUGCUAAGACUUAGACAUCAAGCAGUCUCCCCUGGAUGAGGUUUGAGCUGUAACCAUGGAGUACAUGACAUAUAUCAUUAGGCAGAAUGGUCCCUCCCCCACCAAAGAUGCCCACAUCAUAAUCCCCAGAACCUGUGACUGUGUUACCUUAUGUGGCAAAAAGAACUUUGCCAUGUGAUUAAGGUUAAUAAGGGCCUUGAGAUGGGAAGAUAAUCCUGGAUUAUCCAGGUGCACCCAUUUUAAUCACAAGUCCUUAAAAGGAGCAAAUUUUUUCCUGGCUGUGGUCAGAGAAAUGACAAUAGAAGAAGGGUCGGAGAGAUGCAAUGUUGCUGGAUUUGAAGGCAGAGAAAGGGUACCAGGAUCCAAGGAACUCAGGAAGCUUCUAGAUGCUGGAAAAGGUUUUCAAAACAAGAACAGAGUUGCGAUCUUGGCAGAACUGGACAAAGAGAAAAGAAAAUUACUCAUGCAGAACCAAUCUUCAACAAAUCAUCCUGGAGCUAGCAUUGCACUCUCGAGACCCUCUCUUAAUAAGGACUUCCGGGAUCAUGCUGAGCAGCAGCAUAUUGCAGCCCAACAAAAGGCAGCUUUGCAGCACGCACAUGCACAUUCAUCUGGAUACUUCAUAACUCAAGACUCCGCAUUUGGGAAUCUUAUUCUUCCUGUCUUACCUCGCCUUGACCCAGAGUGAAGAAAAUAUUUGUAGCAAAGGCAACUAUAUCAGAUGCCAAAGCUACUAUCAUUUAGUGCUAUACAAACUGUGACUUACAGGAUUUUGGUGAACUUUUAUACUUUUUGCUUCUUUGAAAGAAAGGUAUGUGUAAGUCAAAGCAGAAGAGGAGGGUCACCAGGAGGAUGCGAGCUUUGGGAAGUGUACUCGCUAGGAACUGAUGAUGCUACUUGUCACUGUUUUGUCACACAAAACAGUUCGGUUUUAGCUCCAAAUCAGACUCUGGAUUGGAUGGUCCCAUACAUUCACCCCCCGCCCCCAACUAGGUGGCCUGAAUACAUCAUUGUCCACAAUAGACUUUCAUGAACCGUUUAUAUAUAGUACUUAACUUUAAAAAAAUGAGGGUGCUUUUAAAAAUGUGAACCAAUGGACUUAAAUAAGUUACAUUUAUAUUUGCUGUUUAUAGAAUUGCUAUCAGUGUAUCUUUUGUGUUUAUAGUCAACAUGUCGUCCUGAAAUCUUUAACUCAUAACUGUCUCUCCUGUUUUCAUUUUCAAAGAAAAUUUAAGAUACAAUUAAGUUACCAACAAAUCUUAAACAUCUUUUAUAAACCUGUGCCACUAUAAAUUAUGUGACUAAAUGCUAUUAAAAACAGUGAUAAGAGGGGUGCCUGGGUGGCUCAGUCUGGUUGAGCCUUCGAUUUUGGCUCAGGUCAUGAUCUCAUGUGAGUUCAAGCCCCACGUUGGGCUCUCUGUGCUGACAGCUCAGAGCCUGGAGCCUGUUUCAGAUUCUGUGUCUCCCUCUCUCUCUGACCCUCCCCCGUUCAUGCUCUGUCUCUCUCUGUCUCAAAAAUAAACGUUAAAAAAAACAUUAAAAAACAAAAACAAAAAAACAGUGAUAAGAAACGUGGUUUUAAAAUUUGUGCAUGCGCUUAUUAUUCAGUGUUACUACAUGUAUGGUGUCCCUGAGUUUUAUCGUCCAUUUUUGUUCUAAUUAAAAAUGUAUGCAAGUCAAGCCCCUUUUUAAUUUAAGGAGUUAGGUUAAGCAAGUUUCUCAAUAUGACACAACUUCAACAGAAUCUGGGGUGCCUGUUUAAAUAGGCAGUGCCUCCUACCUUACUCCAGUCCUACAGAAUUAGAAUCUCUAAUUCAGAACAAAGUCUGAAAACUACUGGUAGGGGAAUUCAAUUUUCACCACACACACACACACACACACACACACACACGUAUAUGUGUGUAUAUAUAUAUAUAUAUAUAUAUAUAUGUAUAUAUAUGUGUGUAUGUAUAUAUAAAGUCAUAGAUUUCUAUGUUCAUGAAACUUAGAGGUCAUUUAGCUAAAAUCUACAUUUUUUUUCUUACCUUUAAUAGGAUUGAAAUUAUAUUUUAUACUAUAUCACAGAUACAGUAUUUUAUAGCUACUUAUAAUUGACCUGAUAUUAGCCUUGAGUCCCCAUCAUCUCUGGUGGUAGGAACUGAAACUUAAAAUUCCAGUUUAGGUCAAUAUUUAAUCGAAGUUCAUCUCCCUUUUCAAAGGGUUUCUUUCCUUCCUUCCCUAGAUAUUUGCAACAACUGCUUAGCUCUAUGUUAACCCAAACUAAUUAAAGCAUGGGUGGACAAUUCUAGACUUGGCUGUGCCAUUUAGGUUCUUGAGAAUUUGAGCUGAUUUUCUGCAUUUGGGUGAGGUGGCAGCUGUUCCAUUGUAAUGGUCAUUAUUACAGCAAAGGUGCCCUUACUCCCUGCUGCUGAGGAGCUCCCAGGGACCCCUGGCCCCUGUCCUGCCUCAGGCCCAUCCAGCUCUUCCUUGGGACUUCUACAGUAGCCCUCAUUUUCUUGAAUUGUUUUGACAGUUUCUGUUCUGUGCAACCCACAACUGACUGGCAUGGUUCUAAAUUUAUCUAUUGAUGCUAAGAAGAUAAAACAUUUGGAUUGUAUACUUUUUAUACUGUUGAAGCCUCUACCUAAUGUGUGACUUAUAUAACCUAGGUAAAGAGAUCUUUUUUACAGUGGUAUCUUUUCUAGUCUCUUAGCCUUUUAUUUAUUUGUUUUUUAUUUUUGAGAGAGAGAGAGAGAGAGAGAGAGAGAUCAUGAGUGGGGGAGGGGCAGAGAGAGGAGGGUACAGAGGGUCUAAAGCAGGCUCAGUGCUGACAGCAGUGAGCCCGAUGAGGGGCUUGAACCCACGAAUCGGGAGUUUCAGCCCACAAACCGUGAGAUCGUGACCUGAGCCAAAGUCAGAUGCUUAACCAACUAAGCCACCCAGGCGCCCCAGUCUUAGCCUUUUAAAUAGAUGUUGCUAAAUCCUGCAGUCCUGGCUAGUAAGCACUUCCUUGCACCCCUCUCCUGGGAGUCACUUACAAAUUCAGUUCCAUUCCAUAUGUAUUUGUUAAUACACACCCUGUAAAACAUUGUAGUAUGGUGGGGGGAACAGGAGGCCUGCUCUGAAGGAAGUCACAGUGGAGAGGAGCCUGUUGUGGCAUAGCAGAAAUGAUAAGGAAGCCAGAGGGCAGUGUACCAUAGAAGAGGCAUUCAGAACACAAAGCAUUCUAGACAGGCCUGGAAGUAUUGGUCCGAUUUUACCUGGAAGGGCAGGAAGAGCUGCUCCAGGCAAAGGUCAGGAUUUCAUAAUCAGAAGUAGGAAGUAAGACCAUUGGGAGGGCUGCGGAGGAUAAUGGGAAGGGCAGGGGGCCAGUCAGAAGCCCUAGGUGAGGCUUCAACAUUGCUUCCCUCCACCCCCCCACCCCCCCGAGUAUGGGUGAAUGGGGGUAACUCAUUCAGCCUCUCUUGGCAUGUCACUCUGUCUCACCUGUAAAAUAGGAACAGCACCCACUCUGCCUACUUCAUAAAUUGUCUAGACCAGUAUUUUUCUGAGUGCAGGCCUCAACCUGUUACUAAAUUGAGAAGCCAACUUAAUGGCUUUAAUGGGGUGUGACCAGCAUUUUUUUUUUUUUGAAAAAAUAGCAUGAGAGUGCAUGGCAUGUGGUAAUAGGAGAUUUUGUUUCACGAGUCUUCUAUCUCCGUGUGUGUGUGUGUGUGUUUUGCUUGUUUGUUGUACUAGUAUGUAAGAUCUCUGAGGUGAGGAUUUGUUUCCUUCUCUCCCCUCCUCUUUGUUCACUACUGUAUUCUGUUUAGUUUUUGGCAUAUAGUAGGUGGCCAGUACCUGCUUAUUGAGGGAAUGAAUGGAUAUAUAUGACCUGGGUCGUGAUGGAGAAGGUAUUUGUUUUGGUUUUUUUUCACUGUGAGUCACCCCAAGAAAAAGUCUUGAAAGCCACUGCUCAAAAAUACAGAUAAUAGUGCUUUGUAUGAUUCUGUAAUAAAAACUAAAAUGACUCACUGAUUUCAAACAGA